CCUCACGUCGCGCGUCGUGAAACAGUUGCGAGUGGCGCUUGAUGGGGUUGACACCGUCAUCAUACUGGGUUCAACCAUGCCGAAUCAUGAGACGCCGUUUCCACACCUCACCAGCGCUGAAGUCAAAUACUUGUGCUCCACAUCAAAUGUAGAUGAAUCUUAUCUCAAGGAUCGGUACCUGGAACCCCUGCACGGGGUGAAGCUGGCAGAACGACUGCGACAAAUGGCGAAAGUGUUCUCAGGCGAGAUUUUUCCUGGUGUCCACAUCAGUACGGGAAGUCUGCAGCCAUUCCUAAAGAAAGGGAUUACAAACGAUGACCGCUUGGCGGUCCAUUCAGUGAAGGUUGCAGUGGGUGAAUUCGUUGCGGCGAUGGUGAUUGAUGGACACGGCGGGGAAGAAUGUGCUGCGUAUGCCCAACACGGGAUUAUCCCAUUUAUUACUCGAGAGCUGGGACGUUGCGGAUCUACUUCCUCCUGCACGGAAAUCUCAAGUGCACUACAGCGAGCCAUCAAGGCCUUCGACGACGAUCUGGCUCGAGCGCUGAAGGAGAGUGUCACGAAGGUUCCUCCCGGAGAGCCGUUAUCCACGACGUUCCUCCGAGAUCCCCCCCUGAGGCGCUUGUUGAGGUGAUUCCGUGGAGCCUGUGUGGUGACAGUGCUUGUCAGACCCUCGACUCGGGAUCUUUGGGUGGCGAACCUGGGGGAUUGCUUGGUAGGUGGAAGGUCAUGAGAACGUAGAAGAUCCAUCAGGCAGCUGGAUUGUACGUCGAUUGACGGAAGAGCACAACACGAGCAAUAAGGAUGAAGUGAAGCGGAUCCAAGAUGAGCAUCCAGGCGAGG
Molecule: messenger RNA, 840 nt
Organism: Dacryopinax primogenitus
Lineage: Eukaryota; Fungi; Basidiomycota; Dacrymycetes; Dacrymycetales; Dacrymycetaceae
Exons: 4
Coding region: 224-631 (135 amino acids)
Source: RefSeq, a predicted model, not a curated record